Messenger RNA from Odontomachus brunneus, 9762 nucleotides. RefSeq names its product microtubule-associated protein futsch-like. Lineage: Eukaryota; Metazoa; Arthropoda; Insecta; Hymenoptera; Formicidae. The record is from RefSeq and is a predicted model, not a curated record. The transcript has 11 exons. Gene Ontology annotation, biological process: protein phosphorylation. The coding region runs from base 419 to 7825 and encodes 2468 amino acids. Gene Ontology annotation, molecular function: ATP binding; protein serine/threonine kinase activity.
AUCUAUCUAUCUACCUAUCUAGCUCCCUCUCCCUCGACGUCGACGCGCGAUGAGCGAUUAUUCCCGGUGGGCGACGGCCGUAAGGUGAAUCGGCACGCUGGCCGGUGAACCGCGAAACCGCCGGCUAUAUUUAUUUAUAGUGACUCGGGUAGUUUCGCGACAAUUCUUUUCGUGUCCUCGCCGCUCACGGAUCAUUUCGAUAACGUCUCCCCCGCAACGACGCCGCACACCGAUAUCGAGGUGUAAUAUAAGCGAUCUCACGGGGAGAUCUCGCGUGUGUCGUAAUGAAUCGUCGGGAUCGGUCGCCCGAGCUCGGAGAGAAGGAGCGCCGUGCACGCGACGACGGCGACGUUGAUGUGCGAGGGUGAUACGAUAAUAGCGAAGACGAUCAGUCGGAAGACGGGUGAAGCCGCUGAAGAUGAUGUUCACCGGUGGCUCGCACGCCAAGAGGCGAAACGCCGGCGGCGGAAGCGCUGGCAGCGGCGGCGGCUCGACCUCCGGCAGGAAGUCCUCCGUGGACCACCGGAACUGUUCGGCGCGCGUCGCCACCGAAGGAUACACGUACAGGACGAGAGUGCCGACGUUCCUGAACCCAACGGAGCUGCCGCCAACCACCUCGGCCACGAGCAAGACCUAUGUCUACAAGACCAGGGUUCCUCGAAGGGACGCCGCAUCGGCAGCGACGAUGUUGCCGUCACGAGAAAACAAAAACAUUGGACGCGCCAUCACGAAAAGAAGGGGCGCCGUUAAGCAUAACAAGGUGCAUGUUGUGCGCGGUCACAAGCUCGUGGCGAAGUUCUUCAGGCAGCCGACAUUCUGCGCCUUCUGCAAGGAGUUUUUGUGGGGUUUCGGAAAGCAGGGAUAUCAGUGCCAAGCGUGUCAAACGGCGGUGCAUAAGAAGUGCCACGACAAGUUGCUGACGAAAUGUCCCGAGAGCGGCAGAGAAUCGGAAAAUACGAUAUACCUGAGGGAGCGUUUCAAGAUAGACGUGCCGCACAGAUUUCGGACGUACACCUUCAUGUCGCCGACCUUCUGCGAUCACUGCGGCUCAUUGUUGUACGGAUUGUUCCGGCAGGGCUUAAGAUGCGACGCCAAGAAUCGUCUGCGUCGCGAUCGACCGACCAUCAAGAUCCGCUCGCAGGCCCUGAAAGACAAUCCGAUGUUGCGCCAGCACAAUGAACGACACGAGAAGUCGGUGGGCGAGCUCCUGAUGGAGAAGUUCCUUAUCAAGGACAAGAAGUCGUCCAGCGACGGCCAGCAGCAGCCAGUGCGCCUCUACCAUCAGAUCAGCCUGGACAGCCUGGACGAGAGCGCUCAGGACCGCGAGGCCUUGCAAAAGCGAGUCACUCGGCGACUCACACGGCGCAGAUCCUCCACCGACCUGCAACUCGACCCUGAGCAGCUGCAACGAGAAGCCACGUACGCUCAGGUGCAGGCGAAGUUGUUGGACAGCCUGGUGGCGGAGGAGCAGGCGCAGAUCGAGAGCGAGGUUCGUCGCGGUACUCUCAUCAGGAAAGGGACGGUGAGAGGUCCGAUGAACGGCCACUCGUACUACUCGAGCCAUUCCGGCGAGUCCGACACGAUGACGCGCGAGGAGGAGGAGGAAGCGUUGAGAAUGAGGAAGACCACGAAGAAGACCAAGAGGAAGAAGAAACCGACCGACAAGCCAUCACCACCCGACAAGGCGGACGCAAACGACCACACGGCUGAUGACAGGAGAUUAAGUUCCUCCAGCGAGCUGUCCACUGACUCAAAGAUCGAAGAAGAGGAGGACUCGUUGGAGGAGAACGGCCCGCGGCCGCAGAUGUACAAGAUCGAGGCGUGCAACAGCGCCGGCGACUUCUCCACGAUCUGGGUGAACGCAUCUGAGAACGAACCGCAGCACAAACUGAACGUCGACCAGUUCCGCGAGAGCGUAAGGGUUCCUAUCCCCAAGAAACCCGGAAGCAGCGGUACUCAUACGAUCGCUACGGCGAAAAAGGCGGAUGAGGCGGAGACGCAAGUGGUAUUGCCAGUGAGGAAACUAUACGUCAAAGACCCGUCGAGAAACAGCGUGUACUUGACGUUGAAGAAGCCACUGGAGAAGCUCUGCGACGAGAAGCUUGACGCGAGACUCGAGACGAACGCGGAGGAGGCUGAGGACGAACGUUUGGCGAACGGCUUCGUCGAAGCGUCGACGAAUCGAAUCCUUCAAGAAGACGGCUUGAAGAGCUCCAAAUGCGACAAUGAGUCGUCAAAGUUGCACGAUGAAGUGGGGCCGGCUGAUGAUGUUAAGGACGUGAUGUUCAAGAAGACUGCUGGGAAGCUUAGGAAAGUGGAAGAGUCUCUAACGAAGAAGAAGGACGUUCGUGUCACUCCGAGAAGCCUGGACGUCGACGUCGACGACGGUGACUCACGUGUCGUCAAACGAGACACUGUUAUCUUGAAGAUGAAGGAUGAUGAAGUACGAGAGACUGACAUCAAAGCUGAGUCCCCGAAGAGUAUCGAGACGACGAACGCUUCUUCAAUUUCUGUAGAAUCGGGCGUUUCGACGUGUACGCAAACGAAACAGUUGGAAGCGUCAAAAGAUACGCCUGAUGUGAAAGUGAAGAAAGACAACGAGAGUCGCAAAAACGAGGUCGCGAUUGCCGCUGCGAAGAAGAACCUGGAAGCGACCACGGCAGUCAAGACUUCAAAAGCUCUAGUCUCGUCUAAAGAUGCUCCCUCUACGCCCACGAGGAAAAAUAACGAGGAUCAGAGGAACGAGAGUACGAUUGGUGUGAAGAAGAAUCUGGAAACAAUGGUCAAGACAUCAAAAUCGUCUGCCUCGUCUAAGGACGUUAUUUCUGCGGCCACGAAGAAGGAUAAUGAGAAUCAGAAGAAUGAGAGUGCGACUGGUGCUGCAAAAAAGAACCUGGAAGCGACAACAGUUAAGACGUCGGAAGCUCUCACUUUGUCUAAGGACGCUCCUUCUAUGACCACAAAGAAAGACGACGAGAGUCAGAAGAACGAGAGCGCGAUUAACGCGACGAAAAACUUGGAAGCGAUUCCUACAACUAAAACGCAGGAAUCUGUCAUUUCAUCUAAAAAUGUUCUCUCUGCGAACAUGAAAGACAACGAGAAUCAGAAGGAUGAGAGUGCGAUUGGUGCUACAAAGAAGAACCUGGGAGUGGUCAUAAAAAAAGACAACGAAAAUCCGAGGAGUGAGAGUAUGAUUGGUACAACGAAAAAGAGCCUGGAAACAGUUCCUAUAACUAAGACACAGGAAUCUGCCAUUUUGUCUAAAGAUGCUCUCUCUGCGACCACGAAGAAAGACAAUAAAAAUCAGAGGAAUGUGAGUGCGAUGAAAGGAAAUUUGGAAACGGUUUCUACGGCCAAGACGAAGACGUCGGAAAGCCCAACUCUGCCUAAGGAUGUUUUCUUCACGAAGAAAGACAAUGAGAACGCGAUGAGCAUCUCGAAAAAAGAUCUGGAAAUCGUCCCUGCGACCAAGACGAAGACGUUGGAAGGCCCCAUUCCGCUUAAGGGUGUUCUCUCCACGAAAAAAGACAAUGAGAACGCGAUGAGCAUCUCGAAAAAGGAUCUGGAAACCGUCCCUGCGAUCAAGAUGAAGACGUCGGAAGGCCCAACUCCGCUUAAAGGUGUUCUUUCCACGAAGAAAGACAAUGAGAACAUGAUGAGCAUCUCGAAAAAAGAUCUGGAAACCGUCCCUGCGGUCAAGACGAAGACGUCGGAAAGCCCAACUCCGCCUAAGGAUGUUCUCUCUACGAAGAGAGACAACGAGAACGCGUUGGGUAUCUCGAAAAAGGAUCUGGAAACCAUCCCUGCAGCCAAGACGAAGAUGCCGGAAAGCCCUGCGUCGUUCAAGGAUGUUCUCUCCACGAAGAAAAACAAUGAGAAUGCGAUGAGCAUCUCGAGAAAGGAUCUGGAAACCGCCCCUGUGAUCAAGAUGAAGAUGUCGGAAGGCCCAACUCCGCUUAAAGGUGUGAAAGGCUUAAAUGAGAAUGUGAUGGGCAUCUCGAAAAAAGACCUAAAACCCGUUUCUGCGAUCAAGACGAAGACGUCAGAAGUCCCUGCUUCGCCCAAGGAUGCUUCCUUGCCCAAGAAAGACAACGAGAGUCGCAAGAACGAGAUUGCGAUUGGCGGUACGAAAAAGAUCCUGGAAACGGCGACCAAGCCCAAAACUCCGGAAGCUCUUGCUGCUUUGAGGACAGACAAGCUCGCGGAGGAGGAAGCGCAAGGCACGUCGGCCGCGCCAAAGAUCCUGGCGAUGUCGCACGAAGACGUAAGAACGACGACAACGGCGGAACGGAGCGUUAGCACGUACGCUGGCGAUACGCGUGAAAACAGCGCCAGCAUCGCGACGAUGCCCACGCCGAGCGCGGCCAGUCUGCCAAAAGCGUCUAAAAUUAAUGCAGAUAGAAAUAAUGCCGUAGAAGCGCCAGAGCUUUCGUUACGAGAGGCGGCGGCGUACCUGCCAGCCGAAUCGUCCGCGAACAAGAGCGAACGCCACGUCACCGAGGUGGACGUGGUCGGGGUAGCCGCGUUGCCGGGAAAGAAGGCGGACAAAGCGUGGAACUUGGCGAAGAAAAGCGCGUCUGCCCUCGACGUCCCCCCGAAGAAAGCCAAUGGCGUAAACGAAGCGGGCGAGCUGGCCCGUGGACAUCGCGACGACACCGCGAAGUCGAAAUGUGACGAGACGACCUUGCCCGAAGGCACGAGCGGCGAAGUGCGCAGCAACGAGACAACGAAGGCGGGAAAUGUCAAGUUGACGAGAGACGUCGGUUUGACGAAAACGCCCGGAUACAAAACAGGAACCGCGGCGCGCGAAUUAUCUGCGGAAGCGACCUCCUCGUCGAUUGCACCGGCGCGGAGCGAGGCGAAAACGACCGUCCUUGGGACUGACGCCUCCGAGGCAGCGAAGCCGUCCAAGGUCGAUGUAAAGAAGGUCAGCGCGCUUGUCGACGCAGAGGAAGACUCGUCGAGAGACUCGGGUGUGUCCAGCCCGAAAGACAAAGUGUCAAAGACAAAGUUCGGCGGCGCGGAAUCAAAGUUUCCCUUCAAGAUAAGGACUCUUCAGAAGACAAGCGAAGUCGGUAAGGACUCGAGUACGUCCAAAGCGACGAGCCACGACGAUGGCAAGGCACCGACGGCCGCCAGGAGAGACGCCAAUGCACCGAGAGUCCUGAAGAAGAGCACCUCCGUCGAUCCUCUGAAAUCAACGAGUGAUUUCUCGCCAGCCAACGCUAACAUCUUCUCCAAGACGCUGCAACAGUCUGUGUCAGUUGAUGAGAAAACCACAGGCAAGAGCAUGCCGGUGAAGAAGCUGCUCGAGCCGACCAAGCUCCCCAGCAAGGCGACAGAGAAGAAGCUCGACGUAAGCUGCGAGAAGUCACAGGUGGAACCGAGCGGACAACUGUCCAAGAGCGCGUCCACCGAGUCCAUCGACUUCUGGAGCGAGAUCAAAGCGCCGGAAAGUCCCAGAGCGACCAGGUCGAAGCAGAGCGCGGCUCCGCCCAGCAAUGCAAACGCGGUCAGCUCGAAGAUCGAGGAGAAGGCGGAUCCGAUUUCGGGCCCGAAAUGGGCGUCCAGCGAGUCAGCAGCGAAGCCGUCGGCGACGACGGCGGCGAUAAAAGAGCCCGGCGAGAAAAAGAACGAGAGCGCCGUUAAAAUAAGCGUCGCGCCCGGCGCUACAGCGGCAGUCGCACCCAACGACGUCGCCGAAGCGAGGAGGCCGAAGGAGAGAGCGGUGGUCCCGCCGGUGGAAGCCACGCGGUCGAAGGCGGAGGUGGAGAAGGGCGCGCAGCAGCAGACGAAGGCGCCGCGGGCGAAGAGGAAGAACAACCUCUCGAUCGCGAUCGACAAGGACUCGACCGUGAAGAAGGCGCCGACCAAGCGCGAGGAUUCCGCGAUCUCGUCUCAACCUGAACCCAACACAGCGACCUCGAACACCUCCUCGGAAGAGUCCACUCCACUGGCGGUGCCGGAGAUCACCGUGCCGCUGAUUAAUAUAAUCGAGGUGCCGAAGUUGUCCGGGUCCGACGGCCAAAGCGCCGAUCACGAGGAUUAUGAGGACGUCAGCACGCCCACGAACGAGCUUGCUGAUCCCGCUCUGGCCAAGAUCUCCAAGUGGAGCCACCGUGACGAUCUAACGGCCACGGACGACGCGGAGACUCCGGUGGUAUCGGAGGAGGCCAGCUUGGCAGCUAGUCCCGCCAUCAGUCCGCAGUCUUCGAAGACGAAGCACGCGGUGAAGAAGAAGAAACCGUCCAGCAAGAAACCGUCCACCAAGAGCGACAAGGAGACGGCCAAGAGGGCCAGCAGCGAGUCCACCACGACGACGAGUCGUGGCGAGCAGAGCACGCUGGUCGUGAAGCCGCAGCAAACAGACCAGCAGCUCCGGUUGAAGCCGUCGCUCAACGGCUCGCCCAGGAACAGCCCGAGGAACUCGCCGUCGCAGCGGCCGCUGGACCUCAUCAAGAUGUUCUAUACGACGCCGUCGGCGCUGCUCACCGCGACACCCCGCGACCUCACCAAGAUCAGGAGGGCAAAGAUCAAACGGCGCAGGCAUCACUCGAGAACGCCGUCCGUCAGCAGCGACAGCACCGGAAGCACCACCAGCAGCACCGCCACCACGGAGAGUACGGAUGGUAGCGUCUCCACUUGCACCGAGCUCGACGACGAGGCCGAGCACAAGCGAAUGAAUUCCACGAGGAGCAAUGACUCUGGCUUCGACGGCUCGCCGAGAAUCUCGACACCCUCGCAGUCGUCGGACAAUCAGCGCAACUCAGACUCCUCGGAUCACUUCCCCAGCGGCCGGAUUACGCCGCCGGCGACGAACCUGCCGAGGUUUAAGAAGUACGCGGUGACUGAUUUCAACUUCCUCAAGGUUCUGGGUAAAGGUAGCUUCGGCAAGGUUCUAUUGGCCGAGCUGCGUGGCACGGAGUGCGCGUACGCCGUCAAGUGCCUGAAGAAGGACGUGGUCCUUGAGGACGACGAUGUGGAGUGCACGCUGAUCGAGAGGAAGGUGCUGACGCUGGCGACAAGGCAUCCGUAUCUCUGCCACCUGUUCUGCACCUUCCAGACCGACUCGCACCUCUUCUUCGUCAUGGAGUACCUCAACGGCGGCGAUCUGAUGUUCCACAUACAGAAGUCCGGCCGGUUCCCGGAAUCGCGUGCGCGCUUCUACGCCGCCGAGAUCUGGUCCGGCUUGAAUUUCCUACACAAGAAAGGCAUUGUGUAUCGGGAUCUCAAGCUGGAUAACGUACUGCUGGACUUUGACGGUCACAUUCGAAUCGCGGACUUUGGAAUGUGCAAACUGCAGAUCUUCUUGGACAGAACGGCCGACACGUUCUGUGGCACGCCAGACUACAUGGCACCGGAGAUUAUAAAAGGACUCAAGUACAAUCAAGCCGUAGACUGGUGGUCCUACGGUGUUCUUCUGUACGAGAUGCUGACCGGCCAGUCGCCGUUCUCCGGAUGCGACGAGGACGAGCUGUUUUGGAGCAUUUGCAACGAGCGGCCUUUCAUACCGCGGUAUCUAAGCCAAGACGCCACCGACAUGUUAGUCUGCUUGUUGGAGAAAGAUUCCGGGAAGAGACCGCCCGGCCAUGAGAUCGCUAUGCACGCCUUCUUCCAGCACUUGCCGUGGGAUCGGCUGGAGAGGAGACAGCUGGAGCCGCCGUUCAAGCCCGCGCUCGACCACACCCUGGACACGAGAUACUUCGACACGGCGUUCACGACCGAACGUCCGCGACUCACGCCGGUGCCCGAGCAGAUCCUGACGUCGAUGGAUCAGGGCGUCUUUCGCGGAUUCUCUUACACGAACCCGAACGCGACAGACUGACAUGUGACAGGCAACGAGUGAGACGAGCCACGCAGGGGGCGUGUAGCCUUCAGUUCGUUUGUUCUCCCCUUCGCACACAUUCUCGUGUUACUUAACAGCGGGGGAAAAGAAGAGGAGAAGGACGCCUCGUAUUGUUGUUGGCUCGCAUGGAGUCUCGACGGGAGAAGGGGAGGAAGACACAGCUAGUCGUAUCUCGAAGACGCGUAAAACGCGCGGGUCGCCAAGGAGAUCGUCACGCCCGAUGAGACAUCUUGGGAGCGACUGUAGAUACGAGCCGAGAAUCGAAUAAUAACCGCGGACGGCCAGCUCGUAAUGUAAGAUUGUACUUCUGUCGUUUAAUGUUCCUCCAAACUAUAGUCGACUCGUGUGAGCGUACGGGUCGAGCGUAAAUGUAAGAAUACACCGGCUCUUCCACGACCACCGUGUGGUGUUUCAGCAGCGCAAGUCGGAGAUUAAUCUUUGAUAGCCUAUUCUGCCACCUUUCCGGGCGACCAAAGAUUUGUUCUUUUUAGCUGAACUGCCUGCACUGAUGCGAUAAGUUAGAGUAAAAAUUAUUUAUCUCACUCUAAUUUAUCAAUAUGUACCAGCUCAGUCAGUUCAACUAAAGAGAACAGACUCAGUGUGUCUAACAUGAUACGUCAUUGCGCAACUCUUCUAUUGUGUACCUUGUACUUGCGCAACGAUGCUAUAACGAUGCUAUAACGACACUGUCGUUUAGAGUUAUAGAAUAGAUCUGCAGGAGGCUCCCGAUCAAUUGCCGGCGCACGUGAUAUAUCGCACGCUGGCUGUGGAGCCGAGGGGCGCACCGUAUAGAUUUUUAUAUCAUAGACAUAGGACAAUUAGAUGUAUGCUGACAACUGUGCGUGCAGUUGAUGAUAUUAUUUAUUUAGCUCAGUCAAUUGUUUGCGUAGUCGCGAUCGAAUCGCUCGUGGCCGUCGCUGAUAGUCAGAUGUAUUCUAGUCUUCUGUGCCUGAACAAAGCUCUCUGUCGUCGUCGUCGUCGGCACCGUAAACUCAAAGGAGAGGUAUAGUAAACUCGGAGGAAGGAUCGUGAGAAACGUCGACACUAUGAAGGACGAUCGACUGGAGGAAAAUGGUUGUAUAGAGAUCGCUAGGAACGUUAUAGACGCGUGCGUUUUAUUCAGAUGUAACAUUAGACCAUGAGGGAGGCUCCGGACUAACGGUAGAGACAGGCACGUGUGAUAAAAUCUCGCACUUUCGGCGGCAAUUGCUGCUCGCUCUCGGGCGUGUGCGCGUUUAUACACACGUUUCGCGGGCUUUCCGCAUUCCUUCGAGCGUGAUCGCGGAAAAGCGCGUGUCACCGCUGCGCGCACUCCUCCCAUCCUGGUGUAAAUUUCGGCGAUGCGUAAUUACCCGCCGCUUCUCCGCCGACGGUUAUUAUAAGUCCCGGCCUCACGUUACCGCGGCGGCUAGGGUUAUUAAUACAUGAAGUGCCUUAUUAUUUUGGCCACGAUGGAGUCUCGAGUGUUUUCCUCGGCCGGACACUCGGCCCUCCAAACAGACCUCUGCUACCGGCUCGAAUCGGUUUUCUUCUCGCGCCGCCUUUGGUGUUCUGCUCUUAUAUCUCUCUCUCUUUCUUUUUCUCUUUUUCUCCAUGAACCAACUUGAGCGCCGGUUCUGUCUCCUUCUUUUCUUUUCCUCACUUCCCACGAAUAACAUCCGGCUCGAUUUAUCUGCUUUCUUUUCCUCUUAUCUCUCAACAUCUCCGCGAAUCUCGAACCGCACUUCAUAUUUCGCGUCACUGUCCUCCGGCUCUCUCUUUCUUUCUCUUUUCGUGGUUUCCUCUCACUCGUUCCCUUGUUCUCCUUUUUCCGACUUUCGUCGUUACGUUUUUCCUACCCUCUUAAUUAUACUCUCUCUCUCUCUCUCUUUCUCUCUCUCUCUCUCUCUCUCUCUCUCUCUCUCUCUCUCUCUCUC